GUAACUUCCAAUUUACGGAUUACAUGUGAUAAAUCGUUAGGUUAGCGGGGUUAACCUUGGCACUAUUUCUUGGGCCAGCUCAUCGAAUCCCUGUCACUAACGACAAUGCCGAUCCGUCGAUUCGUCGAUUCAAUCUCCGUUAUUCUUUGCUAAGCCUCAUUUCUAAACUCCCACUCGACGUUGAGACACCAGCUGACACAACAACGAAUUAACGGUCAGUUAUCCGAAAGCAUAACGAAGACAAGACGGCAAAAUAAGAGGGACCUCUGGGAACGAACGUAUGAAAAUGCGCUGAAACGAUCUUGUCUAAAUUCGGGUGUGUCCAAUCGCUAUCUCGAGUUGCUCAACAUUAUCAAAGCGGAAAAGCAAUGGGCUGCUGCUUCUCGAGGUCCGCUGGCCCAAAUGCACCCUAUCCGGGCGGCAGUGCCGCGUCGCCCUCGGCGCGUGCCAUCAACUCGCAGCCGCCGUUACAUCCUUCCACGACCGACGACAGCGCUCCAGCUUCGCGGGCCGCUUCUCGCUCUCAGCAACCUCCCCAGUCGCCUCACCCGCAACAGUCGCAUUCCCACCACCACCAACAUCGAACACACGGUCAUCACCCCCCGUUAUCGCAGCACAUAGACAAGCCACUUCGCCGUCACGAAUGGGUCGCGCGCGAUCGUACGUGGACGCGCUCUCAGCUGGACACUGAGCGAGCAGACUUCUUUGACACCCGGGUCACAGGUCGGCCUGAGGUAUGGCAAGUCUUGAAGGCGACGCUGGAAGUUUUGUGGGAGGCCGACGGCAACCUCUCCAACAGGAGGGAGUCCGGGGAUGGCGAGGAGGGUGGCGCGUUGGCUACGGCGCAAAGUAUACUUAAGGCUGCCGAGGUAACGCUACCUACGGGCGAUCUAUCGAACGGCGUGUACGACGCUCUAGGGAAUUACUAUGCGCUGCCGGAAUGGAUUGUAUGUGAUCCUGUUAACGUAACCGAGGAAAGUAAUGUGAAGAGGAGCAAGAGCAACGUACGGGGGAAAGACGACGAUGACAUGAUAGGCGAGGACGAUACUACGGAAGAGAUGGAUGAAGAUGAGGCCCUGCGCCGGAGGGAGGAAAAGGGAAAAGGUGUUGCGGACAUGAAGAAUAUGGUGAAGGUCCGCGCCAGACUCAGCGAGAAUCUACCCGACGUGAUUAUAAGCGUGAGCCCCGAGGAGACCGUGAGGAGCUUUGCGAAAAGAGUAGCCGAAGAAUCCCGUCUACCUUCGACAAAACAUGUGCGCGUGGCUUACAUGGGCAAGAUUCUUAAGGAGAACUUGUCCUUGGAGAGUCAGGGCUGGAAGAAGGGCCACGUUGUGAAUGCGCUCGUCUUCAACAGGUAGUAUCGAUUGUCGACGCCCUACUAUUUGCUACACGAUGGCGUCCCUACGCAGUCGUAUCCCGCGAUUUUCACCCUGUUUUUUUCAUUUUGCGCCGCAGGAUACCGUACUCGAUUCAGGCGCGCCAGCCUUGAGACGCGAAAUCCGCCUUCCAAUCGCGCGCCGUGCGAAGUGGCACUUGGCACUAUCAUGAUAUAUUUCCACCCCGAUUCAACACGACUUAAUUCUGAGGGUUUCUUCUAUUAAUCACUAGGUAUAAUUAGCUGUCAGCGCAGCUCAUGAUGAAACCUUCACACCUUUUACGUUUGCUACCUGACGAUAACAUUGGAUUUUGGAUAAUACCCCAUUUUCGCCAUUGGCUCUAUCAUCACCUGGCAGGUUACAGGAGUUACUUAGGCGCUAUCACGGUGAAUGGCACGAUUGGCUACGUAGCCCAUUGGCAAAUGGAAUGAACGCUAUGAAAGCAUCGUCUAGGAUGACAAUUAAUAAUCAACCAUAACUCUUGACUAAAGUCAAGUACAAUAAUUAGAUCUACAUAUUUUCAUUGACUGCAAACCUUCAUCUUUGUUUUGAUAACGGCCAAGCGCAAAUGCUAGCUGAGAUAAUGCAGGUAUAUUUACUUCGAG
Molecule: messenger RNA, 1981 nt
Organism: Annulohypoxylon truncatum
Lineage: Eukaryota; Fungi; Ascomycota; Sordariomycetes; Xylariales; Hypoxylaceae
Exons: 4
Coding region: 369-1358 (329 amino acids)
Molecular function (GO): protein binding
Source: RefSeq, a predicted model, not a curated record